CACACUAAUAAUGAAUGAUCAAAUUUGUGUGUGUCUGUUUAGUAAUUUAGUAUUGCGUAAUAUAUUUGAAUUCGGUGACUUUAAUUUAAAUCCCCUCUAAAACAAGUGUUAAUCCUUAAGUGUUUUGAAUUGGUUGUGGAAUCAGCCAAGUCUACAAUUUGGUGUAGAAAUUAUUCUUAUAUUUAACAUGAGACAGACUUCCAUUAAUUCUCAGUACAAACUAUAUGAAAUGGCAACUCCCAAACCUGUACCUUCCCCCCAAGUACACACCGAAGUUCUGUCACAGAGUGACCCGAGAUUCCGAGUUAAACCAUUCCAACAGAUGGCAGCAGCGUGCACUGGAGCAGUCAUGACGUCAUUGAUCAUGACCCCUCUGGAUGUUGUCAAGAUACGGCUGCAGGCCCAACAAAUGGCGUUGUUAUCUAAACAAUGCUUCAUCUUCUGUAAUGGAUUAAUGGACCACGUUUGCCCCUGUCUUGGAGGGGACCAAUGGUAUCGUAGACCCAGUCCCUUUACUGGCACCUUGGAUGCAAUAAUCAAAAUUUCCCGCAAUGAGGGCAUAACCUCCCUCUGGUCAGGGCUAAGCCCCACACUGGUCCUGGCAAUACCUUCAACGGUUGUGUAUUUCACUACUUAUGAACAGCUGCGCACUCGACUAAAUGACCGCUAUAAAGACCCUGUGACCAACAAGCAGCCUAUCUGGGUGCCAAUGUUGUCUGGACUGACGGCACGGUUCUCCGCUGCGACUUGUGUGAGUCCUAUGGAGCUCGUCAGGACAAAAAUGCAGUCACAGAGAUUGAGUUAUCUCGAUGUGCAUUAUGUGAUCAAGGGCCUAGUGAAGCUACACGGGUACAAAGGGCUCUGGAAAGGGCUAACAGCUACUCUCUGCAGGGAUGUGCCAUUUUCCGGUAUUUACUGGGUUUGCUAUGAGUACCUGAAAUCGUACUUCUACCCUGAGGAAAACGUCACAUUCUGGUUCAGCUUCCUGGCCGGAAGCGCAUCUGGCACUAUCGCUGCAUUUAUAACCACACCCUUUGAUGUCGUGAAAACCCACCAACAGAUCGACAUCGCAGCUCAAAUAUAUAAAGAUGAAGAGAUGCAGAAGAAGCCAAAGAAAUCGAUGUUCUACUGGUUUCGCAGAAUGUACGCAGAAAAUGGUGUGCGAGGUCUAUACACCGGACUUACCCCUCGGGUGGCCAAGAUCGCUCCUGCUUGUGCCAUCAUGGUUUCGACAUUUGAGUAUGGCAAAAACUUUUUCGAAGUGUAUAACAUGAAUAGGUACAAGCGCCAACACGAGGCCGAGUUUUAAAUUGUCAAAGCUAAGCCUUUAGCUCACUUCCCGAACAUUACAUUAGAAUUUUUUGUUUGAUUUUUGUGUGUUUUAAGUUUGUUUUUGUUCAGUUCUUGAUAUACUUCAUUAAUUUGAAAUACUCUUGUAUAUAUUCAGUUUUUAUUGUUAAGAACACCCCAUUUAAGACAUUUACUGCUGAAAAAAUUACAGUUGACAUUACAAAUGGAUAGUAAUGGAAAUGAGCCAUAACUUAGCCAAACGACUCCUCUAGAUAAUAAAUGGUUUUCAUGAUGACGUCACCGUUGAUAGCACGGUUCCGUGCCACGCGCCCACAGCACAGCCCUCUCAACAUGCAACAUUGUCACAGCGCUUACUCCCCGACUCAUUCCACUCUUAGGUUUACAGUUUAUAACCUCUAAAUAUUGUUAGCUGCAAUAUCAUAACAGAUAAGAGAUCAUUAUUUAUUUACAGCUCUUCGACCUCCCAAAAAUAUUUGUUUUUGUUUUGGUGGAGUUUGUCAAAAUAACAAAUUGGACAAAAUGCAGUUUUUUCUGGUACAGAUAGGGUAAGUGCUUGUUCAAUACAUUUUUUGCACAAACUCUGCAUAUUUUUCUUUUCUGGUAUCGUUUUUCAUUUUGGACUAGGCCGUGAAGAGGAUUUCUCCAAAGAAUUCGAGCCGGCACUUUUGGCUUUGGGAGUAAAAUUGCGUCUACGAAUUUGUCUAUAAAAUCUUAAAAACUUAUUUUUUUUCUUAUAUGUAUUCAUAUUCAGGAAUAACAAACAAUUCACCAUAGAAAUUUGAAUAAUAUGUACAAAUAUUCUUUUGUACUACCUGAUGGUUUUUCUUUCUAUAAGGUAGUAAGACAUCAGUUGGUCUGCUUUGUCUAUUCCUCUCAUUUGGGCAUUAUAAUGUACUACAGGUUUAGGUUUUCUUUUUGUUUUCCAUGGUAAUCAUGGUAUUUUCAAACUGAGUUUUGAUGUAUAGAACAUUCCGCUCAUCCCUCUAUUUUUCCUCUAAAACCCUCUUUCAAUGUGGCUGUAACAACGGGUUGUGGGUUGAACUUACUCGUAAGAUGUCUGUAGAAUUCGUUUUGUUGGUAAGCAGUUUACUUGCAAGUCUCACGCUGUUGUCAAAAUUGUCCAUGUAGGGAGCAUGGCCUUUGUUCAAAAAGUCUCGCAUGAGGUGCAAAACAACAUUUCUUUAGUGUCCUCCUCCCCCCCCCCCCAAAUCGUCCAGUCUUCUAGAGUAAACUAUAAACCUCACAAUUAAACCCUCAGGUUCACAGAGAGUGUACAAUUUUAUCCCAUAUUUAUGGUGCUUUCCUGUCACUUACUGCCUAAACUGCGGUUGCCCUCUUCACAAAAUCAUCACUUUGUAGCAACAAAGAAGCAAUAAACACCAUACCGAAACUGUGCAGCGUGCUAGGAAGAAACCAACACAGUUGGGAGGUUAUGUUCAAUACUAGAACAGAGCACACACACAUUCAACCUUCUGCGAUGCAUGCUAAGCUCACACUGAAGUCAUUUGUGUCGAGUGACAUUGCGGCAUGGUUUCCGUGCAAGACACUCCUAGCGGGAAAGGGUACGGCAUGGAUCCGUGCCCCUUGCACCGGACAAUUUAAAAUGUUUUAUGCAGUGGAAUAAAUUCUGGGUACAUAUCACUGCCUCAUAAUCUUUUUGUUUAUUUUGUAACAAAACCAAUUUAUUAUGUUUUAUUUUAUUAAUUAAUAGGUAAUAUAAAAUUCUCAUUAAGAUGUAAGAUGUACUGUUCCUUAUGUCUCGUACAUAGUACAAAUUGAAGAAUUUAAUAAAGAGUUUUAUAUGAUUAAGAAAAACAAUCUUGUUUGAAGGCUGAGAUCUUGUUUAGGCGGUUAUUACAUUACAAAAUAUAUACAUAGAAAGACAUUCAAUAGUGUAAUACCUACCUAAUCAUGACAAAACUAUUUUUGUAAAUGGUGCACUUUUUAUAAUAAUAGCACCUUUUUGUAAUAUAGUAUUGUUUUAUCUUAGACUUAUGUUAGGCCUUACUUGUUAUUAUUAAGAUAUGUAUGUAUAUAUUUUAUUAAGAUCUAAGAAUAUGUGAUAUUUAGUACUAAGGCAUUACUUAAUUCUAAUUAGUUAUAUCUUAUUUUUAGCAAAAAGCUUGUGGCUGUCCUUGGUUAAGUUUUACACAAAGAUUGAUGUAAUAAUUUUUGCAAUAAGUAAGCAGUACAAAUAAGUAAACUUUUGUGUAAAACCACUGUAGAUAUCAGUAUGAGUUUCAUAGGUACAGUAUGAGAAUGUUUUCUGUUUUACUGUAGAAAUAGAAAUCUUAAAAAAUGAAAAAAUUUUUAUCAAAUGUUUUUUAUAAGUCAAGAGUUUGACAACAAGAAGUGCUGGACAUUGUUUAAUCGUUUAUCUUUUAUGUAACAAGUUGUUCACUGCAUUUAUAACUAUUUAAUUAUUAACCCUUUUAGUGCCAACACCCGUAUAUACAAAUGUUUCAGAAAUAAAAUUCUAUGACACGCUCAUUUUUUAACGUAAUAUAAAUUUGUUGAUUGUGGUCACAAUCAGAAUGACCCAGAUUUGAAGAAAAAAAUAUUUACAAAAUUAAUUAACUGUUUGGUUUUUAAUUUCUUUUCUUUUCUUUUCAAGUGAUAUGGUGUUUUUGUGAAAUAUUUUUUCACAAGUGCUAUUUCUCAUGAGAAAGUGAGAAAAAAUUACUGGUUGAAAAUCCCAGAAUUCUUGGAAAUUACUUCAUUUUUGGUCUGGCACUAGAAGGGUUAAAGCACAACUAUUUAAUUGUUGUAGACAAAACGUGUUACUUGAAUACGUUUAAUGAGUAUAAUUAAAGUCCGAAUCUGUUUGUUAAAUCAUGUUUAUCAUGUAAAAGUUAUAAAAUAAAUUAGUUGUCUUCACUGUCCUUAGUUUUUCAUAUGUUUACGUUGUUAUUUUAUAGUUAAAAUUGCAUUCACAAAACUUU
Messenger RNA from Homalodisca vitripennis (glassy-winged sharpshooter), 4253 nucleotides. RefSeq names its product solute carrier family 25 member 40-like. The transcript is spliced from 8 exons. The coding region runs from base 188 to 1309 and encodes 373 amino acids. Lineage: Eukaryota; Metazoa; Arthropoda; Insecta; Hemiptera; Cicadellidae. Gene Ontology annotation, biological process: mitochondrial transmembrane transport. The record is from RefSeq and is a predicted model, not a curated record.